Messenger RNA from Monosiga brevicollis MX1, 1287 nucleotides. RefSeq lists its product as uncharacterized. The record is from RefSeq and is a predicted model, not a curated record. Gene Ontology annotation, cellular component: cytoplasmic dynein complex. Gene Ontology annotation, molecular function: dynein heavy chain binding; dynein light chain binding. The annotation marks the transcript as partial. NCBI's taxonomy places the organism in Eukaryota, Choanoflagellata, Craspedida, Salpingoecidae. Gene Ontology annotation, biological process: transport along microtubule. The transcript is spliced from 8 exons.
GAGUUGACCCCUGAAGAGGCUGAGCAACAGAUGAACACUGGUGACUUCCGCGUGUUUUUGGACAACAGCUCUCGCCUCAUGGAGCGCGUUCUCAGUGUCAAAUACGAUCCACUGAUCGACUAUGGCGCAGCCGACGAAACAGAAAAGGAUUUGGCCCCUGAUCAAGCCGUGGGUGAACCCAAGCGCUUCAGUGACAGCCGUUGGACCAAGGGUCGUACUGUAACCUACAUUGACUGGUCUUCCAAGCAUCCCGAAUUGUUUGCGGCGGCUUACAAUGAGAACCCCGAUGCUCCGCACGAUCCUGAUGGUCUGGUGCUGAUCUGGAACACCCAUAAUCUCACCCGACCAGAAUACUACUUUGAAUGCCAGAGCGCCGUCCUCUGCUGCCGGAUAUCACCUUAUCAGCCCAACCUGGUAGCCGCCGGCACUUACUCAGGCCAGAUUGUGAUCUGGGAUAAGCGCUCCAACAAGCGCACCCCGGUGCAGCGCUCAAGCUUGUCCUCGAAUGGCCACUCGUACCCCGUGUACUGCAUGGAUAUUGUGGGCACCAUGAAUGCCCACAACCUGAUCACUGUGUCCACUGACGGCAAGCUUUGCAGCUGGAGUAUGGACACGCUCAGUGAGCCCGAGGACCGUAUGCUGCAGCUUGGCAACACCAAGCAAGCCACAGCCACGUGCAUUUCCUUCCCCCCGGGUGAUACCAACAAUUUCCUCCUGGGCACUGAAGAAGGCACCGUGUAUCAAGCGUCCCGUCAUGGUGCCAAGGCCGGCGUACAGACCGAUGGCUACGCCAUGCCGGGUUAUAUCGGACCCGUCACGGGCUUGCAACAUCACCCAGCGACUGGGAAUGGUGAAUUCUCCCAUCUCUUUCUCUCAUCAUCGACAGACUGGACCGUCAAACUAUGGUCAAUGCGCGACCACAUGGCUCUCAACGUUUUUGAUUAUUUCGACGAUUACGUUUAUGAUGUCAAGUGGUCGCCCGUGCACCCUGCUCUGUUUGCCUCUGUUGAUGGCACGGGCCAAUUGGAUUUUUGGAACUUGAACGGAGACAUGGAAGUACCCCUCGCCCGGGUCACUGUCCAAGGCCACAACAUUGCUCUUAACUGCCUCAGGUGGCAUCAGAGCGGCACCAGCGUGGCCGUUGGCGAUGCGGAUGGCACCGUGCAUGUUUAUGACAUUGGUGAUCGUCUGGCGUUGCCCCGCGCGGACGAAAACUCCAAGCUGCGUGAGACCCUCAACGACUUGCAGGCCGUCCGUGAGGACGUGGAUCGAGUGGCGGCGCAAUAG